AGCGAGGCUCCUCUACCUGCCCAGCUCUUCCGGGGUCCGCUGGGCCGCGCUGCAUGCUGGGAGCCGCCGCUUAGGACACCGCUGUAAACGGGGCGGCAUGUGCGGGGCGCCCGGGCCUGGCGCCGCGGGGGGAUCCCGGCGCCCUCAGGCCGGCGGCUACUGCGCGAUCCUGGGCGGCCUCCAGCUGCGGCUCCGGGACAGUGAAACAAAGAGGCUGGAAUUGGAAAGAAAACUGUUUGAGUACAGCAAAUCUGAUACAUACAUGGUGAAAAUAAACUUCAUAAAACUCAAAAAAUACUUAAAAGAAAUACGUGAACGGCAAAAAAAUGCUGUGUUGCGAAACCAAGAAUUUUUAAAGGAGUUUGAUCGUAUUGAAGCUCAUCUUAGGACUUUUACAAGUUCAGAGGCACUUCAGAAAUUGAAGGUACAAUAUGAAGGAGAAAUUAAAAGUAUGCUGUCACUUCAGAAGAAUAGCAUGCCAAUAAAAGGUGACGAAGAUAACAAUGAGCAGAUGCUGCCGGUUGCAAGACAGACAGGAAUUAACACCAGGACAGCCACGUCAAGAGGAUUGUAUCAUCCAGCAACAAUCUUUAUGGGCUGCCAAAUGUCAGCCAUCUCAAGCAUUGAAGAUUUCAGUACACAGCAGAAAUCUUCCCAGCCCACAAAGAGAUUUUCAGUUUCUGACCCACAUUCAUGCAGACAGGCAGCACAGAGCAGUAAUAUGACAGACAGCUAUGUAGUACAAACUAAUUGUGAUAUACGGUGCUUAAAUAAGUCUGACAAAAUAGAUGGGAAGACAUAUCUCCAGAUGGGUGAGAAAAUGCCAGUCACACCCAGUGUAUCACCUGAGAAUGGACAAACUCAUUGCUUAGAGAUAGAAAGCAAUACACAUGAUGGCAAUAGUAAUUUAGUAGAAAGCAAAAAAUCUGCUCAACUCAACUCCCUGUUACGUGAAAGAUUAAGUCCAGAGAACAGAAUCACUGAUUUAAAGAGUGACAGUUGUAGCAGCUCAGUAGAAGAAAUAGUGACAAAGGAGCAUUUUGUAGCAAAUGAAGAAAGAUCUAAACAGCCAAUCCCAUUGGUGUCUGCUCCUGAACAACUUGUUUCUGGAAAUGAACAGCCAAGAGACAGUUUCCCAGGUCGAGCCCAACACACAGAUAGUCUGUGGCCCUCUGAAAACACACUGGAGCUAGAAGAUGAAAGUUUAGACAGCAGCAGUGACCUUACAGUUUCUGUGAGUGAAGAGGAUCAGAUAAUAAACACAGUUGAACUACAGCAGAGCCUAGGAGAUGUGGAUUGCAAGAUGGCCUUAAAAUCCAUGAACUCGGAACAAGAAAAAGAAACCGGAUCCACCAAAGAACAUUUUUCUUUGCAAACAGUAAGCUGCCCUAUGACAGACGAAGACUCUUCAGCUAAUUCAGCAACAAGACAGGAUUGUCUGUCAUUUGAAGGAUUCUCCCAUUUACUCCAGUUCAUAGAAGAUUUGGUGGCGAAAGCAGCACCUGAAUGCCUAUCUUUAUACCAAAGUGGAACCAUAAGUCUGGCAAAAAUGAAGAAGCUAAUAAGCUUUUGUAAUCAAACUGGCAAUUUGAAAGAGGAAGACCUUGAGGCAUGUGAAGCAGUUGUCCUUCAUCAGCUUCAGGGAUGGUUGCAGAACACAUUGAAUGGAUGCCUCUUACCUGAGAAAAUACUUAAUGACAGGGGUAGAUCUACAGAUGAAAAACAAGCCAGGUGUGAUCUGCCAUUGGAUUUUGCCAUGUUAUGGGAACGUUUGUGUAAACACAUUUUAUUCUUGAAAAAACACCAUGUUUUGCUGAAGGAAGAAGUAAAAGAGAUGUUUGGAACUUUACUGAUUUCAGAAAAAAAUGCACAAGGUGGCCAGGUUACUCUUUUAUUGAGAGAGAUCCUUUCGGAAGAGUGUGGUGGUAGGUCAUCUAUUCAUAGUAAUGAAUCAUCUUACUGCUUGCCAUCAAUUCUGAAUGACAGUGGUGAAAUAAAGCACACAAAACACGCUCAAUGGCUUGACAGCAUUGGUACAAGGGAACAAGAAGUCACAAGCUGGUGUGAAGAUGAGAGCAAGGAAGAAAGCUUGGCAGAAAAGAUUCCUAUUACAGGUUUGAAUAUCGGUAGCAAUAGUUUCAAGACCAAGAAAAUCAACAAAAUCAGUUCUGAAGCUAGUUUUUCAUCUAGUGAAGGAAGAAGUCCUUUGUCAAGGAAUACAAGCAAAAGGAGAAUAACCACUAUAAAAUCCAAAGCUUUCUGGGGUGAGUCUGAUGACAGCAACUCAGAAAUUGAAGCCGCUCUGCGUCCACAAACCCAUGAUACAUAUGCAGAUGAAUUUGAUGACUUCUAUGACUAACGUAUUUAACACGUGCUUAGGUGGGAAAAUGUAAGCUGUAUUCUCUUGCAGAAACUGCAGUUUUAUUCUGUGUGUUUGGGUCCAUAUUUCUGCAAUGUAUCUAAUAUCUUGUUUGGCUGUAUAAAUGUUGAACAAAUAAUGUUCAAUGUCUCUUUGCUUGCAUACAUGUGUUUUUAUUAAACAUAUAUUUUAAGAAAUA
This is a messenger RNA of Dermochelys coriacea (leatherback sea turtle), 2558 nucleotides long. RefSeq names its product kizuna centrosomal protein (gene KIZ). Gene Ontology annotation, biological process: spindle organization. Gene Ontology annotation, cellular component: centrosome. The transcript is spliced from 14 exons. NCBI's taxonomy places the organism in Eukaryota, Metazoa, Chordata, Testudines, Dermochelyidae. The record is from RefSeq and is a predicted model, not a curated record. Bases 98 to 2359 code for a protein of 753 amino acids.